AUUCGCUUCCUGACAUUAAGUCAAGGACGUCCACAUUCCACCGUGACAUGACGUUCAGUUGUGCUCUGUCUGCCGUCGCGAUAGCUACUGCACUCCACUGACUCGAGACAUGCGGUGCUUCUGAACGGUUUCCUUCAAGAUGCGACUAGAAGCGUUUCACCUGCUGGCGACCUUACACCACAUUUACGCCAUUGUACAUCUACUGUCCGUGAACUACGCGGGCGCCACUGACUCGUUCGUUCUUGCCAUGAGGGAUUUGGGCUUACGGUACCUGACGACGUGGAACCUGAUAAUGCAGAGCACGUACUUCGGGGCCUGCACUGGAGAGUAUGUCCUGCGUGCCAUGGCGAGGGACAGGUCCUCACAGUUCCUCAAGACGUGGCAGGAGCUGAGGGAGACAACCUUCCAGGCUCUUAUAUUUCCUAUGGGACUGGUUGUGUUCUCAGUGUUCUGGACGUUGUACAAAUACGAUCGAAGUCUGGUGUACCCUGAGAUCGUAGACGAGUACGUGGCGCCUCACGUGAACCACAUGAUGCAUACCAACGUGGGUGUGGUCGUGGGCCUGGAGAUUCUCCUCAGGCCACAUUACUACUGCAACAGGAACAGACACCUCGCGAUGCUGCGGUUCUUCUCCUGCACCUACCUCACCUGCUAUUUCUACACGUACUGGUCCCAAGGAAUUUGGCUGUAUCCGCUCUACCAACAUCUUAGCUGGACCCAGCGGAUAGUGACGAGCAUUCUUAUCACGUUCAUUGUACCCAGCGCCUGCUAUCUGCUGGGAGAGGUGAUCGCCAAUGCGCUAUGGGGAAAACGAACUUAUGUAGUAAACGGAGAAGAAAAGAGAUCGUAGCCAGACGAAGAUGAUCCUACUUUCAAUACAACACACACAUUAACGGAGGCCUGCCGAUGCAAGAUGUACUCGUAGACCGUCAGCACAGCCCGCACACAGGAAGAAUGAAACGGAAAUAGAGUAGACCUACAUCAGAGGGCGAGCACUCCUAGUCGUUGCCAUGUCCGUGCGGAUGUACGGAUGUAUCAGAAGCUGCCUAAAAAACAAGUAACUACGAUUAUAAUGAACCUGUGUGUUUUGAGGUUCUCUGUAGACCUGUUGAUAGUUACCAUCGUUUUGGAGGAACCAGUCACCUCCGUACGCGUGGUAGAAGAGUAAAAUACGCUGAAAAUGGUGACAAUAGACUAUACUCCUAAACGUUGAUAAUCUACCAGACUACACGGCGUAAAAUCCCAGAGGACAUUCGUCUUUACAGUAGAUUUUAUUUGUUCUAUCUGCUGGCUUGAACGUCAAUAUGGAACUAGUAAUGAAUUCACACAGGCGGCACGAUAUGUAAACAAGUCAGAGAAAUAAAUUCCUGCUUGAAAACAUC
Cryptotermes secundus is the source of this 1382-nucleotide messenger RNA. RefSeq names its product androgen-dependent TFPI-regulating protein. The coding region runs from base 140 to 850 and encodes 236 amino acids. The record is from RefSeq and is a predicted model, not a curated record. The transcript has 6 exons. NCBI's taxonomy places the organism in Eukaryota, Metazoa, Arthropoda, Insecta, Blattodea, Kalotermitidae. Gene Ontology annotation, cellular component: membrane; endomembrane system.